AUUAUUACACAGACAUGAAACAAAUUACUUUCCAUUUUCCCUUUCUUUCUUGACCUCCUCUUCUCUUUUAUACCUUAAACAAAAACCAAAACUCACUCCUUUAUCAAUCAAGCUGUACGCAGUCAAUCUCUCCACGAAGCAGCACCCCGGAAAAGAGGGUCAGUAAGUGGUAACCCGUGUUCAAUUGGGGUUUUGUUAAUUAAGGUUCAAGGGAAGGUAUGGCAGGAGAGGAUGUCGACUUGUCAAGUUUGACGUUGCAAGUUGGAGAAACUCAGGAAACGUGGAAGCAGGAGAUGGAAAGGCGACACUCUCAAGUGGAUGUGUUACAAGUGAAGCUUAUGGAGGUGAAGGCUUGUGUACAAGGGUCGGAGGAACAUGCAAAGGAGAUGGAGGUUCUUUGGCGAAGAGUGAAAACAACCUCGACAUUGUUGACUUAUUUAAAAGCAAAAGCACGAGUCUUUGCUGUUCCUGAGUUAGCUCACACAUCAUGUGGAAUAAAGGAAUUAGAAGGAGUGGGGCUUGUUGACAGGAAUGGAACUCCAUUGUCCAGUUGGUCCCGGGAUGUUGAUCUUUCUUCAUUUGGCCCGGAUGAAGAAUCAUGUAUCAGACUUAGAAAGCAACAAGGAAGCUAUGAUGAACAAGACGAAGCUUAUAUUGGUGAAUUACUCAAGUCUGUGCAGAUGGUAUCCGAUGUGAUGGAAGGUCUUGUUAAAAGAGUUAUAAUGGCAGAAUCUGAAACUGCACUGGAGAAAGAUAAGGUAACUUUAGGUCAGGAAGAAAUUAGAAGGAAAGCAAUCCAAAUUGAGAACAUGUCUUUGAAAUUAGAGGAGAUGGAGCGGUUUGCUCUGGGUACAAAUGGUAUUUUGAAUGAUAUGCGGAAGAGGGUUGAGGAUUUGGUUGAAGAGACAUCUAGGCAGAGGCAAUGUGCUGCAGAAAAUGAGCAAGAGCUUUGCCGAGUGAAAAGGGACUUCGAGUCUCUAAAAUCCUAUGUUAGCAGUCUCAUUAGUGUCAGAGAGACACUUCUUUCAUCAGAGAGGCAAUUUCAAACUAUUGAGAGGCUUUUUGAACGGCUAGUUGCGAAGACAACACAAUUGGAGGGUGAGAAAAUGCAGAAAGAGACUGAAGUUCAGAAACUUAUGGAAGAGAAUGUGAGGUUGAGUGCCCUUCUUGAUAAGAAAGAGGCUCAACUUCUGGCCAUGAAUGAACAAUGCAAGUUAAUGGCCCUGAAUGCUUCAAAUAUUUGAUUUGGUGGUGCUAUCCUGCUACACCAGAUGGCCGGGGGUGAAUGGUUGCUUCAUUCAAGCUCAAUGGUCUCGGAGAUUCAAGGGUUCUGUAUUACGGAGCAUCUCAGGUUCCUUUUCCAAAAUGUAACAUUCUUAAGAGCUCAGUGAACUCUUUUUCUAGUACCAUUCUUGUGCUUUGUAAAAUCGAAGUGAUAAAAAUAUUGAUCAUAGUUGUGAUUUGUCCUGCUAAUCAAAUUGUUGACAAGCUUUUUAUCUUUUCAGUAA
Molecule: messenger RNA, 1508 nt
Organism: Populus nigra (black poplar)
Lineage: Eukaryota; Viridiplantae; Streptophyta; Magnoliopsida; Malpighiales; Salicaceae
Exons: 4
Coding region: 219-1244 (341 amino acids)
Biological process (GO): negative gravitropism; response to red or far red light
Source: RefSeq, a predicted model, not a curated record